Pistacia vera is the source of this 1078-nucleotide messenger RNA. Its product is annotated as protein SLOW GREEN 1, chloroplastic-like. The record is from RefSeq and is a predicted model, not a curated record. Gene Ontology annotation, molecular function: protein binding. Lineage: Eukaryota; Viridiplantae; Streptophyta; Magnoliopsida; Sapindales; Anacardiaceae. The coding region runs from base 47 to 817 and encodes 256 amino acids. The transcript has a single exon.
UUUGUUGUUGUACAAAACCCUAAACCUCUCUUCUCUAUUUCAAACCAUGUCUUCCUCACUUUUAACUUCAUCUUCUUCAACAUUCUCUGUUCCCAAUCUCAACAACAACAACAAAACUCCCUCUUUAAACCCAUCAUCAUCAUCUGUAUCACUUUCGCUCACUAACCACACCCCAUUAACUCAAACCCUCAAGUCCUUCGCCAAAACCCUCAUAUUAGUGGGCACCACUCUCUCAAUCACCUCCAAUUUCCCGGCCAAAGCUCAAUCUCCUCCCGUCACUCUCACUGAAAACUUUACAUUAGAAGAAGAAGAUACCUUUGAACAAGGCAUUGAAUCUCUCAAAUCCCUUCUGCAACAAAAGCUUGAAAACGGCCAAGACCAAGAAUCUCUCACCAUACUUCAACGCUUAGUGGCGGCGCAGCCUGAAGUGAGUGAUUGGAAAUUCUUGAUGGCAAGAUUGUUAGGUGAAAUGGGUCGGACUCAAGAAGCCCGCAAUGUGUUCGAAGAAAUUCUUGUGAGAAAUCCCUUGUCGUUUGAGGCGUUGUUCGAGAACGCUUUGUUAAUGGACCGAUGUGGAGAAGGAGAAGCCGUUAUUAAAAGAUUGCAAGAGGCUUUGGAUUUGGCUGAAGAGGAAAACAAAGUGAAAGAAGCUAGAGAUGUGAGGUUGAUAAUGGCGCAAAUUCAGUUCUUGCAAAAGAAUGUAGAGGAGGCUUUGAAGAGCUAUGAAGAAUUGGAGAAAGAGGAUCCUAGUGAUUUCAGGCCUUACUUUUGUAAGGGAAUGAUAUAUAGUUUGCUUGAUAGAAAUGCCGAGGCUUAAGAGCAAUUUGCAAAGUAUAGACAACUUUCACCGAAGAAAUUUGAGGUGGAGGGUUAUUUGAGGACCCCUUUGUCGAGGAUGAAGGUUUUUGGAGCUAAUCAAGAAAAUGAUGGUAAUUGAUUUAUUGUUUUGAGUUCUUUUUUAAUAAAAAAUUUGUUGUUAAGUUUUGUAGUUUUAUUUGAAACUUGUCAAACAUGAUAUAGCCCGAGCUCGAACAGCCCAAAGCUCCAUUUGGCUCAGCUCUUUUACACCCCAAGAUAU